AUGCAUGCUUCUGAUGCUCCGAGUCCGGAAGCUAGUGGGAAGCAUCUCAAUAUACCGUCAACACGGCUGGAUGCCAACAUAAAUUUUCCACCGUAUUUUGAUACGAUUGUUGCUGGUGCGAUCGGUGGCGCUUCUGGCGAUUUCAUGAUGCACAGCGUAGAUACCGUUAAAACUCGUGUGCAAGGACAACCCCAUCACCGACCUUCAAAAUACCACAACAUGGUGCAAGCAUACAGACUCAUUUGGAAGGAAGAAGGUGUAUUACGAGGACUGUAUGCAGGCAUUACACCUGCUAUGCUCGGAUCUCUUCCUGCGACAACACUUUAUUUCAGCGCUUAUGAAUUUACGAAACGGACUUUGACAGGUUAUAAUGUGCCAGAAGUGGUUUCUCACUUGACGGCUGGUUCCCUUGGCGACCUUUUGGCAUCUGUAUUCUACGUCCCUUCUGAAGUCUUGAAAACACGUAUGCAACUCCAAGGUCGAUAUAACAACCCUCAUUUUAUAAGUGGGUACAACUACCGAGGCACUUGGCAUGCAACUAAAGUGAUUGUAAAAUACGAUGGAUUCGGUGCAUUGUUCCAUGGAUUCACUGCUACAAUUCUUCGCGACGUUCCCUAUUCCGCUUUACAGUUUGCAUGUUAUGAACAAUUCAAAAAAUUCGCUAAAAAGCAGUACGAUGGCGAACACUUACCCAUCGGCGUUGACUUAUUGACGGGUUCGAUGGCAGGCGGCCUUGCCGGCGCUAUAACAACACCGUUAGAUCUUAUGAAGACGUUAUUACAGACACAGCAAAGCAAGAAGAAAGGCGGAUCAGGUUCAAAUAACCCACCAUCAAGUACCGGUCCCUCAAAUAACCAGCAGAUGGGGCCGAAGCAUUACAGCGGCAUUCUCGAAGGCAUGAUGUGGAACUAUAAAAACCAUGGGCUGGGCGGCUUAUUUAGAGGCGUUGGACCGCGGGUGUUUUGGACCAGUUUGCAGAGCGCCGUCAUGUUCGUUAUUUAUGAACAAAUCUUGCAUGUGGAAGAAGCAUUGCGGAACCGAGGGGAGUGGCCACCCUCUGAGGUAGCAGCAAAGCUUCUUCCAAAAUAA
Zychaea mexicana is the source of this 1089-nucleotide messenger RNA. Its product is annotated as mitochondrial carrier domain-containing protein. The transcript has 6 exons. The record is from RefSeq and is a predicted model, not a curated record. Bases 1 to 1089 code for a protein of 362 amino acids. Lineage: Eukaryota; Fungi; Mucoromycota; Mucoromycetes; Mucorales; Lichtheimiaceae. Gene Ontology annotation, biological process: magnesium ion export from mitochondrion. Gene Ontology annotation, molecular function: magnesium ion transmembrane transporter activity.